This is a messenger RNA of Amphiprion ocellaris (clown anemonefish), 4291 nucleotides long. RefSeq names its product monocarboxylate transporter 10-like. The record is from RefSeq and is a predicted model, not a curated record. The coding region runs from base 16 to 618 and encodes 200 amino acids. Gene Ontology annotation, molecular function: monocarboxylic acid transmembrane transporter activity. Gene Ontology annotation, biological process: transmembrane transport. NCBI's taxonomy places the organism in Eukaryota, Metazoa, Chordata, Actinopteri, Pomacentridae. The transcript is spliced from 3 exons.
AUUUCAUUUCCACAGAUGAAUCACGUGAAGGAGCGUUUUGGAGAAGACACCAACAAAGAGGUUCUGCUCAUGUGCAUCGGCAUCACAUCAGGCGUGGGUCGACUCAUCUUUGGCAGAGUAGCAGACUACAUUACCGGAGUCAACAAAGUCUACUUGCAGGUGACUUCCUUCUUCAUCAUUGGCCUCAUGUCCAUGAUGAUUCCUCUGUGCUACAUCUUCGGCGGACUGAUCGCUGUGUGCCUGCUGAUGGGGCUGUUCGACGGCUGCUUCAUCUGCAUCAUGGCUCCCAUCGCCUUCGAGCUGGUCGGGGCCAACGACGUGUCCCAGGCCAUCGGCUUCUUGCUGGGCCUGAUGUCCGUGCCCAUGGUUGUGGGACCCCCGAUUGCAGGUUACCUGAGGGACACGCUGGGCAGCUACGACGUGGCCUUCUACCUGGCUGGUGUUCCACCGAUCAUCGGAGGGGCUCUGCUGUGUCUGAUUCCCUGGGUGGAGGCCAAACGCAAGAGGAUGGAAAACAAGGAGACCCUGAGGACGGAGCAGGACGUCACCCAGAAGAUGAUAGAGAGUGAGAAGGCUGUGGUAGAAUCACACAACAAAACUGGAGAGUCUGUCCUCUAAGUUCCCUGAGCAGACUGAGAAAGAGACACAUGGAGUCAGACUGAGACUGCUGCUGACCGGCAGUAUUAAGAUACUGUGUUAGUGUGUGUCUGUUAAGAUUGUAACAGCUGCCUUCAAUAGGAGAAAAUGCCAAAGUGAUGAAACAUAUCAGAGUCAUAAGUUGAAGUACAGUUGAACAUGAAUGUGAUCCUGAAGAUCUAUGCAUCAGACUGAACUAAUCUUACAGCCGGCAAACUUGAGAUUCAAAAUGAAAAUGAAGAAAACCGCACAUUUCAUUUUUGUCACAAGGGGAACAAGGCAUGCUGUUCUUACUAUGAAUGCAGCGUAAAAGCUGCAGAUUCAGUCCUUAGCCAGCGUCUCAACCAAAAACCACACUAUCAGCCGGCAUACUUGGUGGCUGAGUGGGCUAUCAUUAUCCUUUACAAUCAGUUUUCAACACUACCACAUAGUUUUAGAUGUACAAAUCUGGUAUUUAAAGAACAUAUAUUGGCUUAUACAAGAAAGACCAGUCAUGUGUAGGAGCCAACUGGUCUGCUAAAGAUUAUUCCUAAACCCUCCAUCUUUAUUUUCUCCAUUGUGUACUCAUAUAGGACUCUACUGUCAGUCUUAACACAUGCCAGAGUUGUAAAUAUGGGACUGAUCUAUUCAUAGUGUUUUAAAGGGACAUACAGCAACUAUCACUUCAGAGAAGUGUCCUGACAAAUUUGGGUUUUUUAUCGUGACACUCUGGGAUCUGUGAAUGGUGCUCGGACAGUUUAAGGGACGCAGCUCUCGGAAGUGCAGUGAAUUGCAAACCGUCAGCUCAAGACGAGCAGCUCCGUCAUCGAGGCUGGAUGCAGGAAAUCUUUAACAUGAUGGACUCCAUGUUUGCCACACUUCUGUACGCACCGUAAGGACUCAAUAUAAACUGAACUAAUAGUAACCUAAAGGGGGACACCAGUGUUAUUAUCCACUCUGAGUCCUCAUCGUGUCCCUGCGUUAGACUUUGAUUAUUUCAGUCUACGCUCCAUGGCGUGUAUUUUUAACAUUACAACUAUUGAAGUACUCUAAACUUGUUCUUACAGUCGAGGAGGGGCCCCGUAAUGAGUUGAUCUGAUACUGUGACUGAUUCACGCGAAGAGGCUGCUUUCAAUCAAACUCUGGUAAACCUCCUCACUGGUUCACAUUCAUAUCCUCUUAGAGAAGUCAGUACACUCUUUGGAAAAUACACCAGAUUGUUAACUCUCAUAUCUGUCUUGUAAACAUAUGGAAACUGAACAGCUUUGUUUAGGCCUCGUCCACACUAAUAUGAAUAUUUUGCUAAAUUAAUUAAGCAUCUUAGACACUAGACUCCCUCAAAAGUACAGAUUUUUAAAAAGUCAUUCUCUUUUUUGCAGCAACAACAGGCAAAUAACUAGAAAAUGACACAAGGUUCUUGUCAGAUAUUUGACAUAUAGUUGAUGUAAUCAUCUCAGCCAUUUUUUGCUUCUGUCACAUUUUUGCUAACUGGGUUAAUCAUUUUUCACUGCAGUAUAAAGUCCUGCACCUCUAUGGAAACAGCACAACCAUGGCUAGAAGUAGAGGAAGCUUAAAGAACAAUAGGUUCUCUUGCUUUAGCUAUAGGGUUACAUUGUGCUUGUUUUGUUUCGUGACAGUUUUUCAGUUGUGUUUUUGCGUUUUCAUGUGGAUGGAGAUUUUUUUGAGAACAAAAUAGGAAAAACAAAAUUUUUGAAAAAGCUCAUGUUCAUGUAGACUAGUCCUAAAAACUGACGGGGGCAGAAAAAUAUCCAUAUUAGUGUUGACCAGGCCUUAGAACCAACAGUGGAACAGGAGGAAGCUGCUUGCUGCCUGUCUGAAGUUAACAAAAGAGGACUUGCAGAACCACUAAACUCAGUGUUAUCACACUGAAUCUCUGCUGUUUAAAAUGCCAUAUUAUUCUUUUCAAAGUGUCACUUCACCAGCACAAGUACCCCAAGCUUCUACUGAUUCAGAAGGAACACAUUAAGACUGCUUCUUUUGACAUGGAGCCGUGUUUUUUUUUAGAACAGUGGCGAGAGUUGAUUUUAAAUGUAUUUUUUCUGAUUCUGAAGACGUCUACAUUUACCUUCUCCCAGCUUUAGUGGAAGAAUCUUUUAAGCCUUUUAGUAUUCACAACAAGUGACGAGGUCCGGGUCAUAUAGCAGCUGUCGCCAUGGCAACAACCUGCUGGGAUGGAUGGCCUCCUAAAUGGACCAAAGACACACAGUAUACCGGUGCAUGUGUUUAUCCCUCACCAUUGUAUUAAGUGCGAACACAGUAGCUUAUCAUUUCAGAGCCUCCUACAUUUGAAACUGUGGGCGUGAGUUUGACUAAUGAUUCACCAUCAGGCCAGAUAAGUCCGGUCGAUCAUUAAUUCGGCGCCCAGUUCGUUGCCCUUCAGUAAAAAGGAUGUUUUAUGUUUUCAUAUUGUAUUUAUUUCGUAGUUCUUUUGGAGAAUGUCAUGCUGUAAUUUGCCUGAAGCCUUAAUUUCAUUUCCUAAAGACCAAAAUGUACAGAAGUGAAACCGGCGGAAGUUGCGUUAAUCCAUCUGAACGUGUUGCCGCACCAAGGGUUCUUUUGGGAAAACUCAGACCUUUUGGGAAACAGCUGUAGCGUCACAGAGCUGCUGUGGUUCGCUGGUUUUACCCCCUGCAGACCUGCAACACUCUACCUCAGAUGAUAGUCCAAGUCUGACCCCUGUCGGACGUCCUGCCUCUUCCGUCCCUUCAUCAGAGGCAGGGCAGCAGCGUGACUGGAGAUGAAAAGAAACUGCAGCUUAGUCUUGAAAGUUUUAGCCUCCAAAGUUUGCUCUUUAAAGAAAGCGCUUGAACCAGAAGUGCCUUUUAAAAAAAAAAAAAAAAAAGCAUGACAUGAGUGAAAUUAUACACUGCCAGUCAAAAGUUUGGACACACUUUCUCAUUGUUUUGAAUGAGAAAGUGUGUCCAAACUUUUGACUGGUGGUGUACAUCGUUUACAUCUUUUCUUGAUUGUUUUCCUUGCCUUUCACCAGCGAGAGCCUCAAUUGAUAAUCUGAAUUUUGACUGUAAACCUGUAUUUUUAUGCUAAUUCAUUACUUCUACUUGCUCAUUUAAUUUAGCUUUUGCUUUACACCUGCUUCUUUCAGUGAUCUGCACCAUCCAAAGAGACAUUUUACCUAAAAAAAAAAAUGCCUGAUUUAUUUUUAUUUUGCAAUAGCUUUACAUCCAUUUCUUUGGCACAGCCUGCUUUGAGUUUACGCACAAAGUGUUUUCUUUCUUAAUAGUGUCCGCAAACGCUUUAAUAUCUGCAUCAAUGUUAUAACUUUUUAUUAUUUGCUGUUAUUGUUUCAGCAUCUGAUCCAACCACUGACUUCAUUUAGUAAAUCUGUGUGUAUGGAUGCAUUUGGUGCGUCUUUGCUACUUUCAUCCUAUUUUUUUUGCAUAUAUUUGUCUUAAUUUCUGUUCGCUAAAGGCUCAGUUUUGAUGUAUAGCAUUUGCUUCAAGUUGCAUGUGACUGAUAAUUCAUGUAUUUCUUGAGUAACCCAAAAAGUGUUCUACUUAAAUAUUAGUUUUGCUGUAUUUCCUCUCUGCUGCACCAUGUGUGGCAAACUACAAUAUAUGCAAUGUAUGUAAACACAAUCUGACUUCAGCAUUUUCAAAACAAAACAACAAAAAACAAAAGAAGAUGUUGAAAAGUU